Aspergillus nidulans FGSC A4 is the source of this 1752-nucleotide messenger RNA. RefSeq names its product protein pyrE. Gene Ontology annotation, cellular component: cytoplasm; membrane. The transcript is spliced from 3 exons. The coding region runs from base 190 to 1752 and encodes 520 amino acids. Gene Ontology annotation, biological process: 'de novo' pyrimidine nucleobase biosynthetic process; 'de novo' UMP biosynthetic process. The record is from RefSeq and is a predicted model, not a curated record. NCBI's taxonomy places the organism in Eukaryota, Fungi, Ascomycota, Eurotiomycetes, Eurotiales, Aspergillaceae. Gene Ontology annotation, molecular function: oxidoreductase activity, acting on the CH-CH group of donors; dihydroorotate dehydrogenase (quinone) activity; dihydroorotate dehydrogenase activity.
GCCUUACAGAGACGAUCUCGUAUUUUGGCGCUUAAGACAAUUUGUUUUUGUGCUUGUGUUGGAAGGUUAGGUCGAGGUCUGCAAUUGGCCUUGUGGUUAGGCCAGUUGACUUGGUAGGUUGGUCUACAAACUCGAAACCAAUCCUGCAAUUCAACACUACUAUAUAAGCAUAGACGAAGCAUCGGCGCAAUGGCUACGAAUUCUUUCCGAAAACUCACUUUUUCAGGAGCCUCCCGUCUGGGUGGUUGUCGCCGUCUCCCACUAACCUGCAGACAACUUCGAUUCGCCUCCGACAGCGGAGCCGCAGCGGCAACUACAAAAGCAACGGCCGAAUCAGCAGCCGAGUCAGCUAGUAUAAACGUCAAAGAGGCACCCAAAAAGGCCGGACGGGGCCUGCGGCGCACGGUCCUGGGAACGUCGUUGGCGCUGACGCUGCUGGUUGGAUAUGUCUACGGGACGGACACCCGGGCGAGUGUGCAUCGGUACGGUGUUGUGCCGCUGAUUAGAGCAUUGUAUCCUGAUGCGGAAGAUGCGCAUCAUAUUGGUGUCGAUACUUUAAAGAUGCUGUAUAAGUAUGGUCUGCAUCCAAGGGAACGGGGGGAUCCGGAUGGAGAUGGGGCGCUGGCGACAGAGGUCUUUGGGUAUACACUGUCAAACCCAAUUGGCAUAUCGGGCGGCCUGGACAAGCAUGCUGAGAUCCCUGAUCCGCUGUUCGCGAUCGGUCCUGCCAUUGUCGAAGUCGGGGGUACGACACCCUUACCACAGGAUGGUAACCCGCGUCCUCGCGUAUUCCGACUUCCAUCACAGAGAGCGAUGAUAAACCGGUACGGCCUCAACUCCAAAGGCGCAGAUCACAUGGCAGCUAUCUUGGAGCAACGAGUACGCGAUUUUGCCUACGCAAACGGAUUUGGGGCAUACGAUGCGGCUAAGCAGCGUGUAUUGGACGGCGAAGCUGGUGUGCCACCAGGUAGUCUUCAGCCUGGUAAGCUUUUAGCUGUCCAAGUGGCAAAGAACAAGGCCACUCCUGACGGCGACAUUGAAGCCAUCAAGCGCGACUAUGUGUAUUGCGUGGACCGUGUGGCCAAAUACGCUGAUAUUCUUGUUGUGAAUGUAUCGAGCCCCAACACACCCGGUCUCCGUGACCUUCAAGCCACUGCCCCGCUCACAGCUAUCUUGAGUGCUGUCGUUGGCGCGGCAAAGAGCGUGAACCGCAAGACCAAACCAUAUGUUAUGGUCAAGGUCAGUCCGGAUGAAGACUCAGAUGAACAAGUCUCUGGUAUCUGCGACGCCGUCCGAGCAUCCGGUGUCGACGGAGUGAUUGUCGGAAACACAACAAACCGUCGCCCCGACCCUAUACCCCAAGGUUACACUCUUCCGGCCAAGGAGCAGGCAACGUUGAAAGAAACCGGCGGGUAUUCAGGUCCACAGCUGUUCGAUCGCACAGUGGCCCUUGUGGCUCGGUACCGCUCCAUGCUGGAUGCGGAGUCGGAAACGGCCGGAUCCGCCAAGGAUUCAGCAGCGACCAUAGCGCAAACAGAGCCAGGCUCGGAAAACGUUCCUCCUGUGGAAGCGCCAAGCGGACUGCCGCGCAAAGUUAUCUUCGCUUCGGGUGGUAUCACCAACGGGAAGCAGGCUCACGCUGUUUUAGACACAGGGGCAUCUGUUGCCAUGAUGUACACCGGUGUGGUCUAUGGUGGCGUCGGCACUGUCACUCGAGUGAAGCAAGAACUUCGAACGGCGAAAAAGGAGUGA